Messenger RNA from Spea bombifrons (plains spadefoot toad), 2290 nucleotides. RefSeq names its product zinc finger protein 131 (gene ZBTB35). Gene Ontology annotation, cellular component: nucleus. Gene Ontology annotation, biological process: regulation of transcription by RNA polymerase II. Lineage: Eukaryota; Metazoa; Chordata; Amphibia; Anura; Pelobatidae. Gene Ontology annotation, molecular function: DNA-binding transcription factor activity, RNA polymerase II-specific; protein binding; RNA polymerase II cis-regulatory region sequence-specific DNA binding. The coding region runs from base 194 to 2068 and encodes 624 amino acids. The record is from RefSeq and is a predicted model, not a curated record. The transcript is spliced from 7 exons.
CGGGUGUCCUAGCAGCCCGCCCUUUCCCCACAGCCAUCGAGAGAGGGGAAGAGGAGGCCGCGGGCAGCCAAGCUCGCGGAACUCGGUCAGUGACUGGGUGGCGGAGGACAGAUAAGCCCCGGCGGCAGCGGGUGUUGUCCUUUUCUCCUCACACCGGUGAAGUAAAAACGCUAUAACGAAAAUCCGUUUCGGUAUGGAAGCUGAAGAGACGAUGGGCUGCAUCCAGGAAUUCCCUGACCAUUAUAAAGUUAUGAUGGAUAGGCUAAACGAGCAGCGCGAACUGGAUCAAUUUACCGACAUCACUCUUAUUGUGGACGGGCAUCAGUUUAAAGCGCACAAGGCCGUCCUAGCUGCCUGCAGUCACUUCUUCAACAAAUUCUUUCAGGAUUUCACUCAGGAGCCGUUGGUUGAAAUAGAAGGUGUUAGCAACACAGCCUUCCAGCAUCUCAUAGAAUUCACAUACACCGCAAAACUGAUGAUCCAAGGCGAGGAGGAAGCCAGCGACAUAUGGAAAGCGGCAGAGUAUCUUCAGAUGCAUGAAGCCAUCAAAGCACUUGGGUUCAGGAGCAAAGAAAGCAUAGUCAUUCAGGAAAAAACUGAACCGGUGGAGGAGGAGGAGGAGGAGGAAGAAGAAGAAGAAGAAGAAGAAACUAUAAAAACUUGGAAGAUUACAGACAGUUCAAACAUUAUAACAGAAACCCUGCCCUCGGAUGCUGAGCCUGUUGAAAUAGAAGUGGAAAUAGCAGAAGGUGCAAUUGAAUUAGAUGGCCAUGUUGAGACCAUGGAAGAGGCAGUGUGCCCUGAGCAAUCUGUGAAAUAUGUCCAGACCACGGAGACAUCAGAUGACUCGGCCCUGGCCCUCUUGGCAGACAUAACCAGCAAGUACCGCCAAGGGGAACAGAAAAGGGAACUGGAAGAAGAGGUUACAAGUGAAAGCGAAGCUGCCACCCAACAGGUUGAAGGCUAUGAGUUAAUGGCGGUCCAUUUGUCACGUGCCAAUGACUUGUUCCAUUGUGAUAAGUGUGGUCGUUCGUUUAAACUGUUUCACCAUUUUAAGGAACAUAUAAAAUCCCACAAUGCUGAAACUUACCGGUGCAAAAUAUGCAAUAAAAGAUAUGUGCGCGAGAUUGCCUUGAAACAGCACCUUACCUACUGUCACCUGGAUGAGAACAAUGCCGGCAAAAGACAAAGGCCAUCAAAGAAAAUACACGUGUGUCAGUACUGCGAAAAGCAAUUUGAUCACUUUGGACACUUUAAAGAGCACCUGCGCAAACAUACAGGUGAAAAGCCAUUUGAAUGUACUAACUGCCACGAGCGCUUUGCCAGGAACAGUACUCUGAAAUGUCACUUGUCGGCUUGUCAGUAUGGAGUUGGUGCCAAGAAGGGAAGGAAGAAGUUGUAUGAAUGUCAGGUUUGCAAUAGCGUCUUUAAUAGCUGGGACCAGUUUAAAGACCACCUGGUGCUUCACACAGGGGAUAAGCCGAACCAUUGCACGCUGUGUGAUUUGUGGUUUAUGCAAGGCAGCGAGCUAAGGAAGCAUCUACAAGAGGCGCAUAAUAUUUCCGAACGAAUUGUGACAGAGGUUGUGCUUCCAACUGAAACAGGAGAGGGGGAAUCUUUAGCAUCGAUGACAUUUGUGGAGCAGGUGGAACAAGUCCAUGUGGUGCCUGUAGAUCAAGUUAUACAGGUGCAGGUGGAUCCCCCCCAUUUAACAGUGGGUCAUUUACAUCAGGAUCUGCUUGAAGUCAACCAAGUAAAAGGAACACAUAUACUGGAUCUCCAGGCACAGGUACACAUGGGCCAUAUUGCAGUGGAGCAUCUUCAGAUAGAUCCAGGAACCGAGGUGCAUGUCGAGGAAGUACAUGUUGAGCAUGUAAAUCAGAUACACAUGGAGGAGGUGGAGACAGAACUCCUUGAUGAGUCCAGUAUACAGCACAUGGAGCAAACCAUUGAACAGGAUGGCUCAUGCCAAGCGGAGGAAGUAGAACUUCAUCAAAUUGUGCACACGGAAGGAGACAGUGUACAGAUUAGACAAAUUGAAAUGGCACACAUUGCGUCAACAGAGUAGCACCUUGAACUGCCCGAUGCUAAAAUGAUAAAACAAUCCAAAAAAUGAUUCAACAAUGUUAAGUAUUGUGUAGAGUUUUUUUGCUGCAUUGGCAGAGGACGUGUUGGACCGCGGCCCAGUCCUGUCUGCUAUAUGAUGCCCUAGCACUCUGUACAAAAGACUAUGGAACCCACUUUAUAGGAAGCUAUACAUAAUGCAAAAUAACAUUGCUCUGGAAACCUA